ACGCCUUCGAAAUGCAAGCAUCAAAUUGGUCUGCAGACAACAAAGAAAUCCCAAAUAAACUCGACUAGGAAGUUUGAUCCUACGGGGGCCACGAACACGAUGCUCGCAUGGCCAGGCCCAGCAUGGAGAGCGUGCGGCGGCUGCGGUCGGGCAACGACGGCUCGUCUGGGGCGUAAAUUCAUCCAGCACGCAGCGGCAGCAAAAGCAUCCGUAACAGGAGCAGCAUCAACGGGGCGACAGCAGAGCAGCAAAACAAAACCCGCAGAAAAGCCGGCGCGGACCCGUUUUGCCCCGUCUCCCACCGGGUUCCUGCACCUCGGCUCCCUCCGCACCGCCCUGUUCAACUACCUGCUCGCCAAGGCGACAGGCGGACAGUUCCUGCUCCGGCUCGAGGACACGGACCGGACGCGGAUAGUCCCCGACGCCGAGGCACGCCUCUACCAGGAUCUGAGGUGGGCGGGCCUGGUGUGGGACGAAGGGCCGGACGUGGGCGGGCCGAGCGGGCCGUACAGGCAGUCGGAACGGCUGGGGCACUACUCCAAGUACGCGCAGCAGCUGCUCGACAGCGGCCGGGCGUACCGCUGCUUCUGCACGCGGGAGGAGCUUGCGGCAUCGCAGCUCGGGUCGCAGGCCGACAGCGGCGCCGGUGGACGCUACCCGGGGACGUGCUUGGCCGUGUCGGCCGACGAGUCCGAGGAGAGGGCCGCGAGGGGCGAUGCGCACGUGAUUCGGUUCAGGAGCAACACCACGCCCUUCACCGUGCCGGACCUGGUGUACCGCCGCUUCAGGAAGAAGCACAUGGAGGAUGACUUUAUCAUCAUGAAGAGCGAUGGAUUCCCGACGUACCAUUUCGCAAAUGUCGUGGACGACCACCUCAUGGAUGUUACCCACGUCAUCAGGGGAGCCGAAUGGUUGAUAUCGACGCCUAUGCACUGUGACCUCUACGACGCCCUGGGCUGGAAGGAACCGAUAUUCGCCCAUGUCGGCCUGCUGGUCAACAAGGACCGCCAGAAACUAAGCAAGCGCAACUCGGACAUCCAUAUCUCUUCUUACCAAGAGCAAAACAUACUCCCCGAGGCCCUCGUAGACUUUGUUGCCCAUCUCGGUUGGCGGGCCCCUUCGAAGAAGGGAGCGCUGACUCUGUCAGAUCUCGUCGAUCACUUCGAUUUGAAAUUUACCAAAGGAGACAUCGUAACAGACCUCGACAAGAUCCAAUAUCACCAGGUUCAGCAUCUCGUUAAACACCUAGAAAACGAAACCGUGGCAAGGGAGCAAGAUUCCCUUGGCUCUAUCGUUGAUACCGUCUCCCGCAUGAUUAGUAGUGUCGCGAAGCCUACAGACGGCCUGCAUGCUGCCCUGAAAGGCCUACCCGACAGCACGGAGAGGCGAGAGUACAUCCGCGCCGCGCUUCGUCUGCUGAGCAACAAAGCUUGGCCACUCGGAAAGGUUGUCGAGGGCAACGUGCAUCUCUUCUGGCGUCCUACUAGCCAACAACUGGGUGAUAGUUUGCCUCAGCUCCGGGCGUCACUGGGCUCCAUCGCUAUCAACAAUGCGGAUGGCGAUGUUCAUGGUGCUCUGACGCUUAUUCAAGACGCCCUCAAAGGCAUCAGCGAGGACAAGUGGGAAGCUGAAACCCUCAAAAAUUCCAUGUCAUCGAUACAUUCGGCCAUAAGUUGUCGGGAUGUCGAAGGAAACGAGAUACCGCAUGCACACUACAAACCCUGGAGGUGGUUUCUUCUCGGAUCAAACCCAGGCCCAGCCAUACACUCAAUUCUGGAGUUGUUAGGCCGAGAGGAGACUUUGGGACGUCUAGAGGAGGCUAUGAAUGUGCUCGAGCGCUCGCAGGAAGGUUCCGUCAAUGAUGCUACCGCAGCCCAGGCAUAGUGCAAGUAUUCUGAGGAUUCAGCUCACCCAUCAGGCUUACGCACGCCAUGUGUAUCAAUAUUUAGGAAGAGUAGUGGAUGUAAUGUAAAUGUAACAACAGCAUGAGAAAGAAACCCAUCUUGAUACCCCCUCAACGCCAAACCCCAAAUCAGAACUCCUUGCAC
This is a messenger RNA of Pyricularia oryzae 70-15, 2048 nucleotides long. Its product is annotated as glutamyl-tRNA synthetase. Gene Ontology annotation, molecular function: tRNA binding; ATP binding; glutamate-tRNA ligase activity. The record is from RefSeq and is a predicted model, not a curated record. NCBI's taxonomy places the organism in Eukaryota, Fungi, Ascomycota, Sordariomycetes, Magnaporthales, Pyriculariaceae. Gene Ontology annotation, biological process: glutamyl-tRNA aminoacylation. The transcript is spliced from 3 exons. The coding region runs from base 100 to 1884 and encodes 594 amino acids.